This is a messenger RNA of Daucus carota subsp. sativus, 554 nucleotides long. Its product is annotated as copper transport protein CCH. The transcript has 3 exons. The coding region runs from base 177 to 407 and encodes 76 amino acids. The record is from RefSeq and is a predicted model, not a curated record. Gene Ontology annotation, molecular function: metal ion binding. NCBI's taxonomy places the organism in Eukaryota, Viridiplantae, Streptophyta, Magnoliopsida, Apiales, Apiaceae.
GGCAAAAACAGGCAUCAUAUACCUCAACCCCACCGAUUCGUCCCUGUAUAUUUCUCUACUCAUAUGCAAUCAAUCAUAAAAACAUACACCCCCCAAUUCUUGCACUUUUUCUCAUCAUUUCUCUCUCUCACUCUUAACCAAGCUGAGACGAAAAUCCAGACUUCAAACUCCCCCUGAUGGCUAAUGUUGUGGAAUUGAAGGUGGGUUUGCAUUGCGAUGAAUGCAUCAAGAAGAUUUUGAAGGCUGUCAAGAAAAUUGAAGAUAUAGAAACAUACGAUGUUGAUACACAGCUGAACAAGAUCACCGUGUCGGGUAGAGUAACAACGGAAGAAGUGAUGAAAGCUCUUCAAAAGAUUGGGAAGCAAUCUACCAUAUGGGAGGGAGCUUCAUCAGCACAGCUUGUCUAAAUACCUAUAUUCAUAUAUCCCAUCCUCUGUAACAUUCCGCAGUCUCUUUUAGGAUAAUUAAGAUAAGGAUCAGUAGUCCACUACUCUCUAUUUUAAAAGGAAAUUUUGUGUACCAGCGAGCAAUAAUACAUGGAUUCAGUUUUUUAA